AUGGAUCUUGAAUCUUCGUCAUCAAAUAUUGAUGAACAAUCAACUCAAAACAAUAAUUUAAAUAAAACAAACGAAGAAUCCUUAAGUACUCAUCAUUCACCAUCAAAUAUAAUAGGUACACAUCCAAAUGAAAUAAUAACAAGUAUAAAUCCUGAUAAUGGUUAUCCUGUUCGACAAGAAAAUGGUCAACGUAAAACUGGUCCACCACCUGAUUGGCCAACAACACGUCAACCACCAAGUCGUGGUUGUGAAGUAUUUGUUGGCAAAUUACCUCGUGAUUGUUUUGAAUCUGAAUUAUUUCCAUUAUUUGAACGUUGUGGACAAAUAUAUGAAAUGCGUUUAAUGAUGGAUUUUUCAGGUUUUAAUCGUGGUUAUGCAUUUAUAACAUAUACAAAUCGUGAUGAUGCUAAACGUUGUGUUAAAGAACUAAAUAAUUAUGAAAUACGUUCAAAUCAUUUAAUUGGUGUAUGUCAAUCCGUUGAUAAUUGUCGUUUAUUUGUAGGUGGUAUACCUAAAACAAAAAAACGUGAAGAAAUACUUGAAGAAAUGUGUAAAGUAACUGAAGGUGUUGUUGAUGUUAUUGUUUAUCCAAGUGCAAAUGAUAAAACUAAAAAUCGUGGUUUUGCUUUUGUUGAAUAUGAAAGUCAUCGAUCAGCAGCUAUGGCAAGAAGAAAAUUAUUACCAGGUAAUAUUCAAUUAUGGGGACAACAAAUAGCUGUUGAUUGGGCUGAACCAGAAAAUCAAGUUGAUGAAGAUAUUAUGGCAAAUGUUCGAGUUCUUUACGUACGAAAUUUAAUGAUGAGUACAACAGAAGAACAAAUAAAAGAAGUUUUUGAACGAUUUAAACCAAAUUCAAUUGAACGUGUAAAAAAAUUAAAAGACUAUGCAUUUGUUCACUUUAAACAACGUGAUGAUGCUUUACAUGCUAUGAAUCUUAUGAAUGGUUGUGAAUUGGAUGGAUCAAUUGUUGAAGUUACAUUAGCUAAACCAGUUGAUAAAAAUCAAUAUUUUAGAUUCACACGUGGUGUCAGUCCAUCAACAUUAACUACAAAUUUACCUUUUGCAAUACCAGCUGGUACUCUUGGUCCAGCUACUGCAUUUGAUUUAACAGCUAUACCAUAUUUAACUAUUCCUACAACAAAUACAGCACCAAUACCAAUGACUAAUGGUACAACAGUGAUUCCUGUAGCUGUAAAUCCUCUUCAACAAAAAAGUGUUCGUCGAUGUGUAAAUGCUACCGGUCGUCUAUCUACAAAUGGAAAUUCAAGUCCACCAUUAUUAAAUCGAACAACUCCAACAGGUGUUCUUUCAUCAUCAUCUCGUCCAACUCAACCAUCACCAAAUAUAGUUCAUCAUCGUGGUGCUUAUUAUACAAUUCUUCGUCCAACAUCACGUCGAACUGAUGAAAAGUGUCUCGAAGAUCUCUACAAAGAGACUUACGACGCGCUGUACAGCUCAGCUGCUAAUACCACCGCUCCAUCGAUAAUGAUGAUCGAUCCGAAUCAGCCUCAGUUUAUUUUAUCGGACCAACAAACCCACCAGCAGCAGUCAGAAGAGAUUUCAUUUACUCCAACAGCAUUUGGUUUUCCCCCUGGAACUCCGUUGUUUCAACCAGCUGCAAUAUUUCCUCAUCCACUUCUUGCGGGACAUCCAGCUAAUGCUCAACCAUUUCCUCAACAAUCAUUUGUUUUUGCAACGACAGGCAAUAAUGGACAAACUCAACAAUUUUUUCAUGCUCAUCCUCAACCUAAUUUUGCUUUUCCAUUUAUAUUAACUCCACCAUUAGCAACACCACAAACUCCAACAUCAACUAAUCCUGAAGCAUCAGUUUAUAAUUAUACAACAUCACCGUCAACAGUUACAACUACAGAUAGUAGUACUUAUUCGGCUUAA
Rotaria sp. Silwood1 is the source of this 1893-nucleotide messenger RNA. NCBI's taxonomy places the organism in Eukaryota, Metazoa, Rotifera, Eurotatoria, Philodinida, Philodinidae. The record is from the annotation of a GenBank genome assembly.